Octodon degus (degu) is the source of this 930-nucleotide messenger RNA. RefSeq names its product serine protease 38 (gene Prss38). Lineage: Eukaryota; Metazoa; Chordata; Mammalia; Rodentia; Octodontidae. The record is from RefSeq and is a predicted model, not a curated record. Gene Ontology annotation, biological process: proteolysis. The coding region runs from base 1 to 930 and encodes 309 amino acids. The transcript has 4 exons. Gene Ontology annotation, molecular function: serine-type endopeptidase activity.
AUGGCGGUGCCGGCCAGCGACCCGGGCGCGCUCAGGCUCCUGCUGCCCCUGCUGCCCCUGCUGCUCCUGCUGCCUGCCACCCGCGCGCACCCCACUGCCCCCGCGCCCACCUGUGGCCAGCGUGCCCCGGAGGGCCGGGUGUUGGGCGGCGUGCCCGCGGCAGCGUAUAGGUGGCCGUGGCAGGUGAGUGUGCACUAUGCUGGCGUACACGUGUGUGGCGGCUCGGUGCUCGACGCCUACUGGGUGCUGUCUGCUGCACACUGCUUCAACCGGGAAAAGAACAUCGCCACCUUCGACCUGUACGUGGGCCUCACAAACCUGCGGGCCGCCGGCGCGCACACACAGUGGUUUGCGGUGAGCCGCGUCAUCCUGCACCCCAGCUACCAGAUGUGGCACCCCGUGGGCGGGGACGUGGCGCUUGUGCAGCUGCAGUCGCGCAUCGAGUUCUCAGACGCCGUGCGACCCGUGUGCCUGCCACCACCCACCCUACAGCUGGACAGCAACACAGCCUGCUGGGUCGCAGGGUGGGGGCUGGUGUCCCCGCAGGGCCUGCCUAACGAGCUGCAGGAGGCCCAGCUGCCCCUGAUUUCACAGGCCCUGUGCAGGCUUCUCUACUCGCCCUCCGCCAUCCAGCAGGACAUGCUGUGUGCAGGGAGCUUGAAGACUGCAUGUGAGGGUGACUCUGGGGGCCCGCUGGUGUGCGAGCUCAACCACACAUGGGUGCAGAUUGGAAUCGUGAGCUGGGGCCAGGGUUGUGCGCAGCAACUGUACCCUGCAGUGUUUGCCCGCGUCUCCUAUUUCUCCAGUUGGAUCCGCCAUCACAUGGAGAGGACACCCCUUCCAGAGCAGCCAGCCCCAACCCUGGCUCCUGCUCACAGUGCCACCCUCAUUGUGCUGGUGCCGGUGCUGACCAGCCUGGCAUUUUCCUAA